AUGGCCGACGACGGCGCCACGAACCGCUUUGGGUUCGAGGGCCCAAAUUUCAGUUUCAUGAACGAGUCUCCUGCUGGAACAGAAGCUUCAGCAAACCCUUCAUCCCUAGCUGAGGCCGAUGCCAGCGGCGCCCAGCAACAACCACCACCACCACCACCACAACAACAACAACAACACCUCUACCCCCCAUCUACAAGUGCACCAAACUGGGACUUCCAGACGACGCCAGCCUACGACAACAUCAACAUAGGCGCAAGCACCGCGCCUACAACCCAGCCUGGUGUUAGUGCUACCACCUGGCCCUUGCCAGUCUUUGACCAAUCCCAAGACGCGCCGUUUAACUUUGCCGGCUUCUCACCAUCAGAUGUCAAUUCGAACGUUGUGUUCGGAGCCCCGAACACCGAGGCUCUGAACACUACUAGACAGCCAGGCGCAGCGCCAAUGUCGCCGGCUCUUCAGCAGAAACUCCGAAAUAUUGCAAUGCCUCCUCACCUUCAGUAUAACUCGCCCAAGAGUGCCUCAAGCCCCGAUUCCGCUAAUAAUGACUCGAAAGGGGGCAUCGCCUCGUCGCCGGAGCAAGGUGAUGGAUCAAAAAGGGAUGUCAGGAAACGAAAGGCAUCGUCGGACCCGGAGGAUGAAGACGACGCCGAUGAUGAUGACAAGCCGGUCAAGAAGACCGCUCACAAUAUGAUUGAGAAGCGGUACCGCACCAACAUCAACGAUAAGAUAGCCGCCCUACGAGACAGCGUUCCCAGCCUGCGGAUCAUGUGUAAGAGUGCUAGGGGCGAAGAUACCACGGAGGACCGAGAGGAGCUGCAUGGGCUUACACCGGCUCAUAAGUUGAACAAAGCAACGGUCUUGAGCAAAGCCACUGAAUACAUUCGCCAUCUCGAGAAGCGAAAUAAUCGUCUGCUUGAGGAAAAUGCUGCCAUGCAAGCCCGUAUUGCCGCAUUCGAGAAGCUGUUCAUGGCUGGCGCUAUGAACGGAUCUAUGAGUCCUAUGCAACACCCUCUCACUCCUAUGCAGUAUGCUCAAGAUAACCCUCAACAAUUCGGUAGCUCGCCCAUGGGCACCCCGCAGCCCAGUAACCCCGCGUCAUCUGGCAUGAUUCAGGUACCCGACGACAUGAAGAGAAUUAUAUCGGCUCAAAUGGCCGUCGGUCAGCCUUAUCCAGUGCCCCAACAAUCCUUUCGCGGCGGCAACCCUCCGAUGAUGCGCCAGCAACAAAUGCAACACCAGCAUCAGCAGGCCCAACAAAACGGCUUUUUCCAAGGCAACCCUUACUUUGGAAAGCUCAUGGUGGGCUCUCUCGCUGGUCUCAUGAUCAUCGAAGCGGUGCGAGAAUCGGAAGCUGGCACAGAAACGACGGAAGGGCGUGGUCUCUUUGCGCUGCCACUACAUUUCCUGCGGUCUUUGGCAUCAAGCCUUGAUGUGCGCGUCAUGGGGUAUCACGCUCUGUCGUCUCUCAAGACUUUGUUGCUGUUGGGCACAUUUCUCUGGAUCUUCGUGCCCUCAUUGUUUGCUUCUACGGAUCCCCAGUCCAAGAAGCCGCAAGCCGCGAUGCCUCGCAAAGCUCCAUCUACAGCGUCUUCAAUUCAAAUCCGGAGGCAGGCUUGGCUCACUUCAAUCCAAACUGUCUGGGUUCCUCAACGCAGUUUUAUCCUUGAAGCCGCAGCCCUCGUCUUGAAGGCGAUGAAGCUUAGCAUACGCAACGCUUUCGGAUUUCAUGUUUUCCAGAUGCUCACAGGGAUCACCCGGGAGCAAGAAGUCGCCAGGGUAAAGGCCUGGUCCAUUGCCUUGGACUCGCAGCUAGCAGGCGGUGAUAUGGAUAUCUGCAAGAGCCGAUUGGCCUUGACUCUACUUGCAUCUUGCACGUUGCCGGACACUCCCAUUCGGUCCAUGAUGAAAGCACUCCAUAUUCGUCUUCUUCUGUGGCAAGUCACCAGCAGCAGACUUGUGCAGGCCGGUGUCAACGUAAUUGCUGCGGAACGGGCCAGGUCGAAAUGGAAAGAAGCCCGUGAACUAAACCAGCUUCUUGUCCGGCUGCGCCGUGGAGCGCCAGGCUCCCUGCCACAUGACGACGAACUUCCUGAGCAUCUUGUCGCCUUGGUCGAACAGGAUUGCGAUGAUGUUCUCACCCCGCAAGUGAUUCAGCGAGCCCACAACUUGGCCUUCAGCAUGGAUACAACCCACAAUGUCACGGAGCCUAUUGAUCACAUGAACAGCAUUGUCGAUGAUGUUGCCAUAAGCUCCCCAUUGGAUGCCGUGGCUGCGUGGUGGUCCACCCAGGUCUUGCACCAGGUCCUUGGUGAUGCGCUCGAUAAGGGCGCAUCACCAAAAGCGCCAGAUGCCGUUGCAAGUAGCAUCGACAUAGCCAUUCGUGUGUCGCCGAUUGGCUCAUAUGCUCAUAUGCGCGCCAUACUGGCCCGUGCCGUGCUUGUGAAACAGUCUCGCGGAGCUCAUAUUGCAGCGGCGCUGCAGACUUUGAAAUCUGACAGGAUCACAGGUCCAUUCACCAAAUCGAAUCUGAUUGUAGGCCAGCGAUUUGACGACUUCUCAGCAGACUUUUCAAUUACUUUGCGGUGUGCCAUGACCAUUGCACAUCUUACGCGGGUGGCCAACACGCCCAAAGCCACAUUGGCCAACGUGGACUUUUUGAACUUUUUUGUUCGACCGGAAAAUAUAGCUUGCAUGACUCUGCUAGGAUUCACUUCGGUGAUGGAACUCAUGGAUCAUUUGCUGCUUCACAGGGACCGCGACCAGAGCGUUGAAAUUGAAGUUAUCCUGGAAAAAUUCGCGGCGACGCUGCGUCUAUGGAUCGGUGGGCAGUUUGCUAGCCAAUGUGGCAUCCAUGCUGAGCUUCGACAGCAGAUCGUGGAGAGGUGUCUUGCGGUAACAAAGAGCUUGGUCGGGAUGGAGAUAGAUACUGGCUACGGCGGUAUGAGUGACGAGGAGACUGUGCGGGAAUAA
This is a messenger RNA of Metarhizium album ARSEF 1941, 2970 nucleotides long. RefSeq names its product dihydrodipicolinate synthase. The transcript has 2 exons. Gene Ontology annotation, biological process: positive regulation of transcription by RNA polymerase II; SREBP signaling pathway. Gene Ontology annotation, molecular function: protein dimerization activity. The record is from RefSeq and is a predicted model, not a curated record. The coding region runs from base 1 to 2970 and encodes 989 amino acids. Lineage: Eukaryota; Fungi; Ascomycota; Sordariomycetes; Hypocreales; Clavicipitaceae.